AGCUCCGAUCCUCUGCACCGCCAGGCGGACGGAGGCACGAAGCAGAGGAAAAUGGCGGACGGUGUGGAUCAUAUCGACAUCUACGCCGACGUAGAAGAGGAAUUUAAUCAGGAAUCGGAGUAUCCAGUUCACGAGCAGAUUGACUUGUACGAUGAUGUGAUAUCCCCAUCUGCCAAUAAUGGAGAUGCUCCAGAAGACAGGGACUACAUGGAUUCAAUGCCUCCAUCUGGCGGUUCUGACGGAGGGAAGAGUAAUCCACCCAAUGUGGUGUACACCUAUACAGGCAAACGGAUUGCUUUGUACAUCGGCAACCUUACAUGGUGGACAACAGAUGAAGACCUGACUGAAGCCAUUCGUUCAGUAGGCAUUACAGAUGUGCUGGAGAUAAAGUUCUUUGAAAACAGGGCUAAUGGCCAGUCAAAAGGGUUUGCUCUUGUGUGUGUUGGUUCUGAGGGAUCAUCCAGGAAACUGAUGGACCUGUUGUCCAAGAGAGAGCUUCAUGGUCAGAAUCCUAUAGUCACACCGUGCAAUAAACAAUCCCUAAGCCAGUUUGAGAUGCAGUCACGCAAAAGUACUCAAUCUGGUCAGAUGUCAGGGGAAGGUAAAGCUGGUCCCCCUGGUUCAGGCCAUCGCUCCGGAUUCUCAAUGGGCAACAGAGGUCGAGGCAGGUAUCCUGGUCCACCUGGUUCUGGAGUAGAUCGUUUCCCUCCUGGCCCCAUAGGCCCUGGAGGCCCACCACCCCACUUUCCUGUUGUUUUCAUAGGUGGAAUGCAGGGUCUUCCACGUCCUCCCCCUGGUCCUCCUGGCCCCCCUGGUCCCGUAGGACCACCCCCUCCUGGCCAGGGUCUACCCCCACCCCUCGCAGGUCCUCCUAAUCGUGGAGACAGACCUCCUCCUCCUCCUGUUCUCUUCCCUGGCCAGUUUGGUCAGCCUCCACUGGGACCUCUUCCCCCAGGCCCUCCUCCUCCAGGGUAUGGUCCUCCUCCUGGCCCCCCACCUCCUCAGCAAGGCCCACCUCCUCCGGGACCCUUUCCUCCUCGCCCUCCGGGCCCUAUUGGACCACCAUUGGCUUUGGCCCCACCUCCACAUUUGCCGGGCCCCCCACCAGGUGCUCCUCCACCUGCGCCUCAUGUGAACCCUGCUUUCUUCCCCCCACCUGGCAACAACAGCUUGCCCCCUAACGACAGCCGAGGGCCACCCGGGCCAAACGACCCUUAUGGACGCCCACCACCAUACGAGAGAGACUACGGUCCUGGAGGCCGAGACAUGGACUCAUCACGGACUCCAUUGAGUGAAGCAGAGUUCGAGGAGAUCAUGAACAGGAACAGAGCCAUCUCCUCCAGUGCAAUAUCUCGAGCUGUAUCAGAUGCCAGUGCAGCCGAUUAUGGCAGCGCAAUAGAGACUUUGGUGACAGCUAUUAGUCUGAUUAAGCAAUCCAAAGUCUCAGCCGAUGACCGCUGUAAGGUUCUUAUCAGUUCUCUGCAGGACUGUCUCCACGGCAUUGAGUCAAAAAGCUAUGGUUCAGCGUCAAGACGUGAGCGGUCUAGAGAGCGUGACCAUAGCCGCUCCAGAGAAAAGAGCCGGAGACACAAGUCCCGCAGUCGGGACAGGCAUGAAGAUUAUUAUAGAGAGCGCAGCCGCGAGCGUGAUCGCCAUCGUGAACGAGACCGUGACCGCGACAGGGAAAGGGAGCGGGAGAGGGAAUAUCGCCACCGUUAGCCAGGAAGGAAGCUAACGAGGAUCAUGGACAGAAGGAAGGAAAAGGAGGAACUCUUUCAGUGCACCGCCACCACAGCCCCUGCUCACCCUGCAUGACCGGACAAGACACAUCCGCCGACUCUUCCUCCACACCCCCCCUCCAUUUCCCUUCUCCUUCUCCACCCAUCCUUCUCUGUCUGUUGCCAGCCUGACAGUGGAAGGAGGACCCGAUAUGUGUAAGACCUUGUUCUCCACGUGUCUUUACUUACCGUAACUAAAGAAAAAGAAAAACUUUCCAAAAGCUCUUUUACUUUGUUUUAUUUGACAUGAAGAGUAUGUGACGCUUCCAUGCAAAGAAAAGAAAUAAAGUGGCUACGCAAUUCACGAAAAGAAAAACACAAACAUUACAUCCUACAUUUUUUUAUUUUGCUUUUUUCUCCUCAUUGUAUUAUGUACAUUCAGUUUAGAAAAGUUUUUAUUGGGGUUAUGUUUGAUGUUUUUCCUCUCCUGUCUUCUGUGUUUUUCAUUCUCUUCAUGGUUAGUAUGUAAGUGUUGCUUUUUCCGAUUAAAGACUAGAUGGUGUUGUAAUAAAAAUGUUUACUGAGGUAGCUCUGCAUUUGGUGAAUUCCUCUGCACAGUUGAUUCAUUUACAUUAAAUGUUUGUUUGGACUGCAAAAUGUUUUUAAACAUUUCAACAAUAGCUGGAGCUCUACAAGGGAAACACUGCAGUUUGGAUUUUGCUUAAACUGGAUAGAUCUGUUACCACUUAAGACAAGUUAGAUGAAUAUUUUAUUUUUUUGUAUGAGUAAUAUUAAAUGAAGCGACCAAAUUUUAACCAAAGGUGGUUUUCAGCCCCCACUGUGAGCUAAAAAUGAAGAAUGUGUUUCUGCAUCUUAAUGCACUGAAUCAGCUAAACAAGAUUUUACUCUCUUCUCCAGUUGAUGCAUCAAUGGUUUCAUCUUCAUGAAAAAAUGCUUAAGGUCCCAUGUGAAGUCACUUGUGUUGUCUUUUAUGCUCUUUGCGUAUUUUUUUACCGUUGAACGGACAAUGGAACUAGCUUUCAUGUCAUCAACUCCAUACUUUAUGGCGAAAUUUAAAAAAAGAAAAAAAUAAUUCAGCUGUACGUAAAGUUGGCGCUGUGAUUAUUUUAAACCAGGCGGGUGUUAACACUGGCGAGUUGUAGUGUUUGAUUUUGUUUUGUCAAUUGAAUUUAAGUCCUAAGUAACAGAAUCACUGCAUACUUUUAAUGUGAAGGCUGUUUUGAGUCUUGUGAGUUUGAAUGACCCCAAAUAAUGCUUUGCAAAAUGUUUUAAAGAAAUUUGUAAAACAUGCAUGUUGAGGUAAAGGUAAGAAAAUGAGGCACCGAGCUUUUUUAUUUUUUUCCUUUUACACUAGUAUAUUUUGUAUUGUUUAGAUUCAUUUGUUCUGAAUACGUAGAAUAUUUUGUUCUCCAGAAGUCUAAAGAGAAUCUCCUGAAAAUCAGGAAGGUUUGGCUUUAGAAGGGUUAUUUGGCAUCACACUAGAGGAUCUGUGGAGUUUGGGAUGAUGUCUAAAACCACUCUGCUUUCUGUGCAAGUUUCAUUCCCAGCAAACAAGGUAAGUGUCCUCAGGUCUACACGUCCCACUGACAACCGCCAUGUCUGAUAACUGCAUCAAGCAAGAUGAAACUACAUGGCGAGUGUUAAAAUAUAUGGAAUUUUUUGUAUAUUCUUUGCAUUUUAUUACUGAUUACUUCCAUUUUUAAAACCUUUAAAUGUAAGCCACAUGAUGAAAAGCAAGUUUCUGUUCAAAAAAAGUUUUCAAUUUUAUGUCACAUUUUAAACAGAUGAGCAGGGCUUUUCUGAUGUCAUUAACUUGGUACAGUGUGUUUGUAUAUAGGUGAAAGUUUUUUUCUUUAUACUGAUUUGAUUGGUUAAGGCAUAGAACAAACAGAGGGUACUAGUUUAUUAGGGGGUGUUGUACAUGUGCCUUGAUGGAGUCCUGGUGAGUUCAUUGUCAUUUCUUUAAAUAAAAUGUUUUCAAUUA
Messenger RNA from Oryzias latipes (Japanese medaka), 3723 nucleotides. The record is from RefSeq and is a predicted model, not a curated record. NCBI's taxonomy places the organism in Eukaryota, Metazoa, Chordata, Actinopteri, Beloniformes, Adrianichthyidae.